ACCUGUCCGUCUUCUCUUCCUGUCGAACAGAAGAAAGAGGUGGGGGUAAGGAGAAAAAACAACCCCAAAAGGCAGAGCUACCCAAGAAGAAGGUGGGAUUCGGAAGGUCAGGUUUUCAUUUUGUAUUCGUCUUCUCAGAUCCCUCGCCCCGAUCGGUAGGAGAACUUAGAAGAAGAAGAAGAAGAAGAAGAAGAAGAAGAUGUCGAGCUUCAGCGGUGAUGAGACUGCCCCCUUCUUCGGCUUCUUGGGUGCCGCUGCCGCGCUUGUUUUCUCUUGCAUGGGUGCUGCCUAUGGAACGGCGAAGAGUGGGGUCGGAGUGGCGUCCAUGGGCGUGAUGAGGCCGGAGCUCGUCAUGAAGUCGAUUGUCCCAGUCGUCAUGGCUGGUGUCCUUGGUAUCUACGGCCUCAUCAUUGCUGUCAUCAUCAGCACCGGGAUCAACCCCAAAGCCAAGUCCUACUACCUCUUUGAUGGUUAUGCUCACCUCUCUUCCGGGCUUGCUUGCGGCCUGGCCGGACUUUCCGCUGGCAUGGCCAUCGGCAUCGUGGGUGAUGCUGGCGUGAGGGCUAACGCACAACAGCCAAAAUUAUUUGUUGGAAUGAUCCUCAUCCUUAUCUUCGCUGAAGCUCUGGCGCUCUAUGGUCUCAUUGUGGGCAUCAUUCUAUCGUCCCGUGCAGGCCAAUCUAGGGCAGAUUAAGCAUAUUCACGAUCAUUGUGGUUGGGUUUGUUCAGGGUGAACCAUAAAUUCUUCUAGGAUCAUUAGCUCCGUUAUCCUCUCUCAUGUUUUAUGUUUUUAAUACUUAAAUUUUUCUUGUUAAAGAAGCCGGUAUAUGUUAGCUGUACUCUCACUGUUCUGUGUCGGAGUAGUAAGGUUGCGAUGGAAAAUAAAGCUUGUUGGCGGAACUGCUGUAUCUUCCUGUACUUUGUUUUGGUUGCAAUGGGGACGUUCAUAAAGCA
Nymphaea colorata (pocket water lily) is the source of this 954-nucleotide messenger RNA. RefSeq names its product V-type proton ATPase 16 kDa proteolipid subunit. The coding region runs from base 200 to 694 and encodes 164 amino acids. The transcript is spliced from 3 exons. Gene Ontology annotation, molecular function: proton-transporting ATPase activity, rotational mechanism. Gene Ontology annotation, biological process: proton transmembrane transport. The record is from RefSeq and is a predicted model, not a curated record. Gene Ontology annotation, cellular component: proton-transporting V-type ATPase, V0 domain. Lineage: Eukaryota; Viridiplantae; Streptophyta; Magnoliopsida; Nymphaeales; Nymphaeaceae.